GGCGCAUGCAGCUUUUGUGAGAGACGGACGGCUGAUGGAGACAUUUUAAAAUAAAUACAUAGCUAGCUUGCUAAAGGGCUAACAGGGCUCGGGGAAAAGGUGCGAGCAACACUGCGCCAAAAAAAAACACCGUUCAAGUUUUAAAGAAGUGAAGUGUAUUUAUCAGCGCGUUGUUUAUGCAUCGUUACUCAGUAAGACUGCACAUUUUUGAAGAUGUCGAAAAGUCUGACGGUGGGGAAAAGAGACAUAUAACUGACGCCUUGGUAAGCUCCUGUCCAGGCACAUUGGUCCAUGUUUGUUGGACCUUUGGGCUCUGGGCUCAACUAGCAUGAAGAUGGCUGAUUCAGAAAAGGCAGAGGAAUUUGUUGAUGCCGAGUGCCCACUAGAGUGCCUUGAUGAAGCACAAUCAGCCACAGCUUCUGUUCAGGGAGAGCAGGACGAGCACCUGAAAACAGAGACCACCACCAGUACCAGCUCACCGCCAAGGGAAAAGGAGGGAGACAGCCCCUUGAAUACAGAGGGUGAGCAGAGUCUCCUCUCCAUGCCAUGCCUGAUGAAGGAACUCCGCAGAGACUCGCCAGAGUCCCAGACUGCCUCCACAGGGAGUGACAAGCCUGUAUCACGUCAUAUCUAUGAGAGUGACUCCUCAAAUCCCUGCAUGCUAUCCCCCUCAUCCAGCGGCCACCUAGCUGACUCAGACACGCUCUCCUCAGGGGAAGAAGGUGCCGCUCCUCCUGCAGGAGAAGAUGCCAACAUGGAGGCGUCAAAUGAUCCAGGGCAGGCAGCAGGAAGGCAAGCGUCUGCCACGUCUACAGGGGGGAGGAAGUCCCGGCGAUCACGCUCGGAGAGUGAGAUGCCCCCUAAUGCAAUGGCCGCAAAGAAAAACCGCUGCCAGCCCACCACAGCUGCCGCGGGAGGUCAGGAAAAACAAACCAACGGCAAGCUGGGAAAAGUGAAAGGUCACCGGAGCCAGAAACACAAGGAGCGGAUGCGUUUGCUGAGGCAAAAACGAGAAGCAGCAGCGCGGAAGAAGUAUAACCUGCUGCAGGACAGCAGUACAAGUGACAGCGAGCUCACAUGUGACUCCAGCACUAGCUCUUCUGAGGAUGACGAUGAUGACACUUCAGGAGGCAGCAAGACAAUCAAGACAGAUAUUUCAGACGGGCCUCCAGUAGUGGGUCACUAUGAUAUUUCAGACACUGAUUCUAACCAGGAGAGUAUGAGUGUGGAGACAAUCCGGCCCACGGUGAUAAAGCAUGAGCUAAAAACACACAGAGGCCAGGAUAUGGCAGCUCACUCUGGGUGUAUAAGAGCUCUGAGCUCUAUCUCAGGCCACGUGGAGGCAGAGCUGUCGCACAAGGAGGGUUCCAUACACAACAAGGGCCAGAUUAACAUCGCUUCCUCUGACAGUGAAGUGGAAAUUGUCGGAGUGCAGGAGAAAGCACGAUGUGCUCAUCCAUGCGGAGGUGUGAUAAAGAGUCUCUCCUCUUGGAAAGACAACUCAGUGGAGCAGUUAAACAGCACAAAUCAAGCCCAACUCUGGACUACUGUUUCCCCUCAGCCCAACUGGGUGUCUCCUCCUGAGGUGGUGGACCUCACACUGGAUGAGGAUGCAGGACACAAAUACCUACUUUAAACAAGUUGUACACUGAAGACUCCUUGUUUCUUCCUCUCGGUCCUCCUCAUCCCUCUUGCCUUGCCUCCAUGUUACGACUGUCGCAGCCUCGCCUGUAAUCGCUCAUGGACUCCUGCUCCAGGGCUCCUUUUUUUUUUUGUGUAUGUGUAUCAGAGCCAUUCUACUGACAUGAUUACCUGAUCUUAGCUUGGAUUUAGUUUUAAUUAAAUGGCACAUCACUUCAAGUGCAGGUGGAAAAGUAUGUAACAGUGAUUUAUCUGUUAAUGAUAGCAAUAUUUUUCAUUUAAUACCUCAUUUACCCCUUAAAAAUGGAUGUGAGCAGGCAUUUGUUGUUCUGUGUUGCAAGCUCUAUGGUGAAAACUUCAAGUUGCUGCUUGAGAGCAUGUCAGUAUAAUGUCGUGGCUGUGGACCUUCUCCACCACAGACUCCAAAAGGCAUAUUUUCAGACUUGAUUUCAAAUUUAAUUCGUAUUCCCCUGCAUUUGAUACAAAAUGGCAGCUGGUACAAUUUUUGUUGUACAGGAGACAGUAGGUUGAUUACAGAGAUUGCUUUGUACACAUCUACGGUCAAUUUUAUUUCAGAAGUCUCACCACUGGUUUCACACGUAGGUCAGUCUAGGUUUAAAGCUUUGCUCUUCUAUACUGCUCUCUGCAUAGGUACAGCCUGUGAUCUGUUUCGUCAGGAAAGUCUUCGGUUCAUCUUAAAGAAAUAGUUUGACAAUAGGGGAAAAGUGCUUAGUUGUUUUCAUUGUGAAGAGUUGGACUUUGAACCAGUUCUAUAUCUCUCAAUUCAAUACAAGGCUCCAGGCUAGAAGAGGAGGGAGACAGCUAGCCAUGCUCUAUUCAAAAGCAACAAAAUGUACCCAGCAGAACCUCUUGAGCUCACCUAUUAACUUGCUGAUAUCUCCUUUGUUUAAUCCAUAAAAAAUGCAGUGUAAAAAAACAACAAUUUUCUGUUUUUGUGGGGGUCAUUUGCUAGAAGUUUUCCUAGUUGUGAAAACAAACUGCUGGUUUAAUCCAAACUCUGAUGGGAACACACUACAAAAUAAGACUCAUUUUCAAGACAGCACUUCUGUAUUUGAACAUGGUGAUGUUGGCAAUAUGUUUCAAUCCAGUUGUUUUAACAUGUAUUUUUAUGUUGGAAUCAACAGAGUCUGCGAGAGUCCCGUGGGUAGUCGUUACCAGUGAAUGUAUGACUGGGUGCACUAAUUGUUUGCAUGCGUAUCCUGAGUGGAUGCAAACACCUUUAAUCCUCUGGGGACCCCUUUUUAAAACAACUGAAAAAAGGUAUUUUCCACUGAAUACUGCAAAUCAAGAUGGCCUGAAUGCCUUGAAAUGUGCACUACUUUCUUUUAGAAUCUUCUAAAGCGUAUUCUUUUACCUUGCAGAGCAGUGGGUUUUGCUAUCUCAACAGUAAAUAUUUUAAUAAUAGAUUUGAAUUUAGCACACUGAAAAGGAGUAAACGCGGGGUGGCGUUUGUGUCAAGAUGUCGGGAAGUUAUAGAAAAAGCUUUUACUGUAUGAACUGUUCUUGACCCUGAUCCUCAGGGCCUGUUUCCUCCUCCCUUCUCUGUGCUCUUAUUUCUGUAUUCAUACAGUACUGCAGUCAUGCUGGUAUUUUAUUUUUUGUUAAUCAGUGAUCUAACUUCAAACACUGUUUUAAAAUGAAGCAUUUCUUUAAUUUCAUAUGCGAUACCAACUUGUCUGUCUUCAACAGGAUGCUUGACAAUUGUAGAGUCCAAUAAUUUAACUUCUGCUGGUCACAGAAGGGAAGGGAAAUGUAAUCUAAGGAACUAAACCAAAGCCUAAAUGGAUUUUUUUUUUUUUUUAAUUUUCUUUCCCAAUUUUAAUAUACUUUUCAUUUGGAAGUCAGUCUUUGUUACAUGAGGGGACAAGAAUUCUGUUUCAAACUCAUGACACGGCUUAUAUUUUUAGUUUUUUGCUUUGGCCAGUCUUCUCCACUUCAUUCAACUACCACUGUGAUGUCUUUUACCAGACCACUCCUGCUUGCAAAACCCAUUUUGCUUUUGUUCCUUAGGAUUUUUAUGAAUUGUUUGUAAAACUCAUGUCCUUAGUGAUAGAGGUUUGGUAGAAAACUUGGGCAGUGAUGCUCAACUAUGGUUGCACAUAGCAUGUCUGGUCACGUUUUUAACCUCAUGUCCGAUAUUUUCCUCACCACAUGUAAUUUAGCCUCGCUCUUCUGUUCUUUUGUUUGUUUUGUUUUAUUUUACUGUCAGUAUUUUAAAUUUAAAAAAAAAAAAAGGUUGUUUAUUUUGUUGCUUCUGCAAGUCCUUGACUUCCUUGAAAUUAUGUCUGUAGAACAAAAAAAGAAACUAUUUUAAAACUAAAUAAAUAGAGCGUUAUUUAAUGAU
Molecule: messenger RNA, 4006 nt
Organism: Labrus bergylta (ballan wrasse)
Lineage: Eukaryota; Metazoa; Chordata; Actinopteri; Labriformes; Labridae
Gene: ark2n
Product: arkadia (rnf111) N-terminal like PKA signaling regulator 2n
Source: RefSeq, a predicted model, not a curated record